This is a messenger RNA of Arabidopsis lyrata subsp. lyrata, 1413 nucleotides long. Its product is annotated as F-box/kelch-repeat protein At2g22030. The record is from RefSeq and is a predicted model, not a curated record. Lineage: Eukaryota; Viridiplantae; Streptophyta; Magnoliopsida; Brassicales; Brassicaceae. Gene Ontology annotation, molecular function: protein binding. The transcript has a single exon. The coding region runs from base 4 to 1311 and encodes 435 amino acids.
AAAAUGAACUUGUAUCAAUUAGGGCUUCUUCUCCUCUCUUCUCUUUUUCUCCUCCUCCAACAAAUAUAUAGCCGCCACCGGAAGAGAAGGGUCGUCGUCAUUUGUAGAAAAAAUAACUCUUCAACUGGUUUAAUCAGCUUUUUUCUCCAUCAAAGUAAAACCAUGAGGUCUUUAUGCAAAAAAAGACUCAUGAUGAGACGAGCUGAAAAGUUCAUCAACGGAUCAUCUUUGUCGUUUUCGUCAUUACCAUACGAUGUAGUUUUGAACUGCUUAUCUCGUGUCCCGAGAUGCUACUACUCAAACCUCUCUCGUGUUUCCAAAACCUUCCGAUCUCUUGUGAGUUCUCCUGAGCUUGCACGUAGGCGUUCCUCCUUAAUUGGCAAAAACAAUCCCGUCAUUUGUGUCUGCUUUACAGAAGCUGAUAGUUUUGGAAGGAUAUUUCAUUGGUUCACUUAUGACGCACACGAGAAGAAGAUAAGUAGUGCUCUUAAUGUACUUCCUAGACAGAUGAUGUGUUGUUCCAUCGUCUCGUUAGGUUCCACGAUAUACUUUAUUGGUGGAGCCAUGGGUCAUACUUCCACAAGCAUUAGGUUCUUGGAUCCAUGGUCUGGCGAGCUGUGUGAGGGUCCUAGCAUGAAAGAGGCUCGCAUGUUACCAGGCGUGACAGUUGUGGAUGGGAAACUAUUUGUAAUGGGAGGUUGCGGCCAAGAGCAGGUCCAAGUGGAGGUUUUUGACCCAGAGACUCAAACUUGGGAAGUUGGACCAUUAAAUCCCCAUGUGGGAAUCCAGUACGGACAAGGAAUACCAAGUAUGCGAUAUGGAUCGACUGUGACCGAAUCUGUUGACGUGGAAGGCAAGGUUUAUGGUAUGAGUUAUAGUAAAAGUAAACACAUAAUCUACAAUACGAAAGAUGGUAUAUGUGAGACUUUUGAGAUGAAAGAAGAAAAAGCAUGGAGGAGAGGUGGAGUGUGUGUGAUAAACAAUGUCAUCUAUGUUUAUUACAAGGACCGUGGGUUAAUGUGGUAUGACUCUAAAGAUAAGGUGUGGAGAAUGGUCCAUGGUUUUAAGCUUGAUAAGGGGAUUGACAUGCCUGUUGGAAUGGUGGAUUAUAAUGGAAAACUUGCGGUUCUGUGGGAAGAUCUGGGACGUAUUAUUAGUAAGAAAACCAAAAUGAAGAAGAUUUGGUGUACCAUUGUCGCGUUGGAUAGGAUUGGUGGAGUAGCGAUCCGUGGAACGGUCAAGUGGUCUCGUCUUGUUUGCUCUGUCCCUAUUUACUAUGACGUUUGGCGUUGUCUACAUGUUUCUGAUUAGUUUAAACUUGAAAAAGAUGCUUAUGAUGGUAAUGAUAUAUGUUAUGUUGUGAAACGUUUUCUCACUUUGAGUAUGACAAAAUUAUAAAUUUGGCGUUUUAGC